AUGCAGGGGUUCGGAGCUAUUUUGCUGCAAAAACAAAAAACUGGUUGGCUCGCUUCGAUUGCCUAUUUCAGUAAAGCAACCAGCGAUGCAGAAAAGAAUUAUUAUAGUUUUGAGCUUGAGACCCUUGCAAUUGUGAAAGCUGUGGAGCGCUUUCACGUGUACUUACAGGGCAUGCCCUUUAAGAUUGUAACCGACUGCAAUUCACUAGCGUUGGCAAUGAAAAAGACGAGCGUCGGCUGCGUCCGGUCCCGUUCUUCGCCGUCGCCUCUGAGCCCGCUUCCAACGACGCCGCAGAAGCCACGAACGCCAGGUCGACCGCGGAGUCCUGUCCGGAGACAGCCUCCGAGCCCGCGGCCGACAGCGCCGCAGAAGCCGACGCCAGGGCGACCGCGGAGUCCCGUCCGGAGACGGCCUCUGAGCCCGCUGCCAUCGACACCGCAGCAACCGAGGACGCCGGCGCGACCGCCGAGUCCACGUGGAGAACCUCCGGCGACGCCAGCUCAACCAUCAAGCCUGCCCGCCGAAUCAGCAAGCCUUACCAGUCCGCCGCACCGCACGUCGAGCACUAGCACCAGCCCUCGACGUUCGCCGGGCCCGUCGAAGCGUUCCAGGACACCGGAGCGCUUCCGGGACCUCCGGGCCAAGCGUGCGCGGAAGUCACAGCUCCCCAAGAUCCGGGCCAUCACAUCGGUGCAGCGUAACCCGAUUCUCCAGGCUCGGCUGAGAGAGCUCUUCGGCGAGGACGAGGAGAACUCCCCCACGGAGGAGUAG
Wasmannia auropunctata (little fire ant) is the source of this 771-nucleotide messenger RNA. Its product is annotated as proteoglycan 4-like. The transcript has 2 exons. The coding region runs from base 1 to 771 and encodes 256 amino acids. The record is from RefSeq and is a predicted model, not a curated record. NCBI's taxonomy places the organism in Eukaryota, Metazoa, Arthropoda, Insecta, Hymenoptera, Formicidae.